Larimichthys crocea (large yellow croaker) is the source of this 694-nucleotide messenger RNA. Its product is annotated as protein NATD1. Lineage: Eukaryota; Metazoa; Chordata; Actinopteri; Sciaenidae. The transcript is spliced from 3 exons. The record is from RefSeq and is a predicted model, not a curated record. Bases 54 to 461 code for a protein of 135 amino acids.
GAUCUCCCUGUGUGUGAUGCCCCCCGGUGGACGGUCGGUACAACAAACCCUGCAUGCUGUGCACAGUUAUGGCGCUUAAUAACAUAUUAUCCAGGCUCACAGCUGUAACCGUCAGAGGGAACUCUUUCCCGGCCGCCUUCGCCUCGUUGAGCUCCGGCUGCGGUUUAACGGUGCAACACGACCGACAGAACCGGCGCUUCACCGUCACUCCGGGCAGCGGGGCUGGGGUCCAUGACUGUGCGGUCCUUCACUACAGAUUCACCGGCCACAAAGAGGUGGAUCUAAUGUCGACCUAUGUGCCGGAGACAUUCAGGGGUCAAGGUGUCGCUGCACUGCUGUCACAGGCUGCCAUUGACUUUCUGGUUGAAGAAGAACUCAAGGCUCACGUCUCCUGUUGGUAUAUAAAGAAAUACAUCGAGGAGCGCCCACUGCAGCGUUACAAAGACCUCGUUAUCAAGUGACUGUCCAGUACGACCUGAUAUAUUACCUCAAAUCAACAAAAACCUCGUGUACGUUAAUGUGGGGCCAAAUGCAGGAUGGAUCUGCAACAACGUGGUUAUAAAUAAUUAAUAAAAAUAUAUUUUUUAUAUGUAAUUGUGCUUUUUAAAUCUGUAGUUGGAGUAUUAUUUAUUAAUUACACAAAUGAUGACACAGUGACAUUGAAAUAUUACUAAAAGUGUAAUGUUUGGAUGUU